This is a messenger RNA of Bactrocera oleae (olive fruit fly), 316 nucleotides long. The record is from RefSeq and is a predicted model, not a curated record. NCBI's taxonomy places the organism in Eukaryota, Metazoa, Arthropoda, Insecta, Diptera, Tephritidae.
AUGCAGCUCAUUAGAGCCUGCAACCCGAGUCUGCCCACGGAGGGGUGGAAGUUCGUCAAGGCGUUGGACGAUAGCGUAGCAGAAUCUGGCGUGGAGACCAAAAGGGCCACGAUGCAGAUUCUAUUACUAACAAACGAAUCCAUCGAACCGCUGGCGAAAAGUUGCGGGGAGAUAAACUACGGAUUCACGAAAGUGAGAAUUACACCGUACAAAUCGGACGCCGAUGCUGCAGACCAUCUAGCAUCGGAAAGCGAGACAUGCGAAGUAGAGGAAGAUCCGGUGGAGUCCUCAAGCGAUGUAGAGAGCAUAGAGCAAG